UGGGAGUGUAUUGCUGGAGCUAGAAAGAACUGUGAUUCCCAGCUAGUCAGAAGAUGGUAUUAUUUUACCAAGGAUCUGUCUCUGGUAUAUGGAUUUAGAAAGACAUAAAACAGAAAUCCCCUUAAACAAGACUUAAAGAAAGAAGAUUAUGGUACUCAACAAAAGUUCUGAGAAGAGAGAAGUUUGGGCUGAUGGAAGCAAACAUGCCGACUCACUAACAAUUCAAAGGAAACAGAUUUCAUCAAUUGCACCUGGAACACAGCCUCUGAAUUUUACCUUUAUUCCAACCCUUGGAACACUUCCCUCCCAAGUACUCGUUGGAAAGGACCAUAAUUACAAGACAAAAGUUGUCAGCUGUAGAAAAGAGGAAAUGUCAGCAAAGCCUGAAGGAGCUUCUGUAACAGAGAAAAACAAAAAUACAACCAGCUGCAUUAUCCCAGCUUCUUAUGACAGAUCCAGUGCUGAAGAACUUUUUCCAGGACAAGAGGUAUCCGCAAGUCAUACACAAGAUCUGCAGCGAAAUGAUCUAUUCAUAGCAGAAUUUGUCCUUGUUAUGGACUCUGAUGAAGGUGAAGACGAAGUAAUGAAUAAAACCAAUAAAGCCUUGAUUUUUGAAGAAGAAAGUUAUAAAACUAGUGGAGCACAACUGCAAGUUGUAGAAAAGCCUAUAGCAUCUCUGUCUGAAGUAACUGUUAAUGAGAUAUGCAUCCCUGAAGCACAACCAAAUGAGUUAUCACAAGAUGUAAACUGCGAAGAAAAAGAUCUGGAGCAUUACUCUACUGUACCUUCUGCUGGCUCUGUUGCAUAUAAACCUCAGCUUGCAAACUUAUAUUCAACUAAUCAAAGAUUAUAUCAUAAAAAGCCACACAUACACUGUAUUUGUGAAAACCAAGAGUUUCGGUUUAGCUCUGCUCCAUACAGUAUUUGUGAUGAGCAGAAACCUACUUCUAAUAAACCUGUUUCAUCUGAUUUAUCUAAAUUAAGUACUACUCCAGUAAAUAUACAGCAUACAUUAAUACAUGAGACAGAUAAAACCUCAGUGAAAGUUUCACAAUUUCCAAAUGAACUAGAAAUGCAAGAUACAGCUGUUAUAAAUUCUUCUACUACUUCUUGUGAAAUGAGGCACACUCCCUCCCCUUUCCAGCUAAAUGUCAUUAGAUAUCCUCUUUGUGCUAGCCCUAGUCCGCUUCAUUCACCAUUUCAUGGCUCAUCUUCAACAAUAUGUAGUAUGGGUGAAUCUGGCAAUCCCAUCUCUCCUGCUUCCAGUUGUGAAGCAAUUUCUCCAGUUUCAUCACGUCUUUCUUUUUUAACAUCUGUACUGAGAUCCAAAAACACAAGCUAUGGAAGACCCCAUUCUCUUAAUUUGAGCCAACUGAAUCUAACUUCUCAGAAGCCUGUGGUGCCCACAACAAUUACUAGAAAGUCAGUUUCCUGUUUCUCUCUUGGUAGCCAACAAGAACCCAAAAAGAAAGACAUUCAUGGACAAACUAAAGCAAUACCCUCUGUUUCAGAAUCAAAUAUGUUAAAACCUGAAUCUUCUUUUCAUCAAACGUCCAUUAGGACUCUUUCGCCUGAUUCUGAAUAUUAUGCAAAUGUUCUUAACUCUUCCAGAACACAAACAUCCCCAAUUCCACCUUACUACUUCAAAGAAAAUAUUCCACCAACUAACGUGAAACCCCCUUUAAAUAAACCCUUUAAAAAGUAUCCUCUUCCUGCAAAAUAUAGAAAAAUUGCAUCAAUCCCAUCUAGUUUACCUUUAAAUUUGUCUCAUUCUAGCCCCCAUCUUGCCAGUCAGAAACGAGCAACGUCUCCACAUUUACAGCAUUCAGCUGGUGACGAUAGACCAGCACACUAUACACAAAGCAAAUUUUCAAGUGUAAAGUCCUCAGAUAGACACUAUCCACAACAUUCUGUGCCUUUCUCUUCAAACACAGAAUUACAGAACAUUUCUCAACUGAAUGCCAGAAGUAUUCAGAUAUCCCCAAAUGAAAACAAAUAUAUAGUCCCAACCAUUUCUUUAUCACUGCAUCCAAAUGAGAAGCCUCAGCCCAACACAUUUGGCCUUGGAGAAUUAUCAAGAGAAUAUGAGCCAAUAACUACAUCCCUCGACAGAAGCCUGUCAUCUCCAAGGUCAUCAUUGUCGAGAUCAAGUGAAUUGCUAUCAUUAUCACAGUGUUCUGACCAUGAAAACAAAAAGUUAUAUAGGAUCAAGCCAAAUUAUAAAGUUUUUGCUGCAAUUCCUACAAAUAAAUUGCUUCUGGAUCAAAAGGCGCUUGAUGAACCUGAAACGAAUGAAGAAAAUCCUCAGUUUGACGAAACAACAGAAACACGUUCUGAGGUCUAUUCUCCGGCUCUGCUUAGGCAACAGACAGAAGAAGUUUGUGCUGUGAUUGAUGAAGUAUUACAUGAUCCUCUUCCCUUGCACUGUGACUCAUCAAGGUCUACCAAAGCAAGAUGGGAUUCUAAGCGUUUCAACGAAAGUUCUCAGAUGCCAAAGUCUUCAUCAGGAUCCGCUGGAAGAGAGACUAAAUACGCUUUCCUUCAGUCACGUAAGAAUGCAGUGAUUGACUGUCAAGAAACCAAGCCUGGGGUGAUCAGACCUCUUGCAUCAAAAGUGACUUAUACUGAGAAGAAAGAUGAUGAUUGUAGCUCUAACCCAUUCUCACAUUUCACUUCCUCGAGAACAGAUUUUGAUGAUGCAAGAAGCAAGAAGAGGACACACCAACAUACAGAUUUAUAGCUUCCCCUAUAGAUUUGUCUCCAUUAAGCAUAUUUUCUGAUUACAAGAAAUAAAAUGUACUGAGGAUGUUUAUUCUAACUUA
Xenopus tropicalis (tropical clawed frog) is the source of this 2822-nucleotide messenger RNA. RefSeq names its product muscular LMNA-interacting protein (gene mlip). The transcript has 13 exons. The record is from RefSeq and is a predicted model, not a curated record. The coding region runs from base 149 to 2740 and encodes 863 amino acids. NCBI's taxonomy places the organism in Eukaryota, Metazoa, Chordata, Amphibia, Anura, Pipidae.